Symbiodinium necroappetens is the source of this 903-nucleotide messenger RNA. Lineage: Eukaryota; Dinophyceae; Suessiales; Symbiodiniaceae. The record is from the annotation of a GenBank genome assembly.
AUGGUGCGUGUCUUGCUGGAGAAUCAAGCGUAUGUGCGUUCCGGCAGCUUUGAUGCUUUGCAGCUGGCAGUUGAGAAUGGCUUUGCUGACAUCGUCGAGCUGCUUCUAGCCUUUCAGGCUGACACAGAGUCGACAGAGACGGCCUUUCGCCGAACAUGUCUACACAUCGCUGCCGCAAGGGGAUUUCUGGAUGUUGCGAGACUGCUGCUCCAGGCGAAGGCAGACAAGGAUCGGACAGAUAAGAAUGGAAACAGCGCGCUGGCCUUGGCAGCAGGCGAAGGUCAAGCUGAGGUCGUUUCUUUGCUGCUGAAGGCCGCUGCUGCAAAGGACAACACCAACGUGGAAGGGCAGACACCGCUCUUCCGCGCUUGCAUGCAAGGCCAAGAUGAUGUUGCAGGCAUGCUGCUUCAUGCAGGUGCCGACCGAGACAAAAGUGAUCUUGCAGGAGACACGCCCCUGAUCAUUGCCUGUAAGUGGAACAACAUGGACAUAGUACGCCUUCUACUGGCCGCUAGGGCAAGCGCAGACGUGCCCAACCGGGCUGGCCAGACGCCCCUUAUCGUCGCAUCGAUGCGCGAUCACCGAUGUAUUUCGCAUCUUUUGCUGCUGUCGAACGCGGACGCCGACAACGGCGAUAAUGAUGGCCUUACGCCCCUAAUCCUCGCAGCGGAAGCCGGCCACGUGCAGAUUGCACAGAUGUUGCUGCAGUUCAAGGCAGACAUCAACAAGGCCAACCAUGCCAAGCAAAGCCCUCUAUUCGCUGCCUCAGCGGGCGGGUGCUUGGAAAUGUGCCGCUUGCUCUUGGACUCUGGCGCAGACCCAGGCAAGCCGGACCUGAAAGGCACAACACCUUUAGCUGUGGCUUCCGAACAAGAUCAUCGCAGAGUGGCCCGCUGUUCGUGA